AUAGCCGGCUCAGGCCGGUUCUCACUUAUAAAGCCAAAUUCAUGUAUCUACGAAUUAAUUGUAAGCUAAUCUGCAAACAGAUACCAAUUUCACUUAGACUAUAUAUCUAAUGAUACAUCAAUGCUUAAUAGACAAUUUUUUCCAUCCAUGCUACUAAUAGUGUUUUUCAUGACAACAUUAACUGGCCCAAAACGUUGCAUAAGAUUAUAGAAACUGUUGUUUGAAUAUGGAUAUUUUUUAAUGGUUUUCCUCCUAACUGUGCGAAUCGCCAUCGUGUGAGUCUGACGCCUUCGUUGAACGCGGCAAAACAAAAAUGGAAAUAUCUACUGACAAACCUUUAAUCAGUAUGAUCCUGUUUGUGCUCAAAUUGUGCGCGUGUAUUGUGCUGUGUCUAGGACAAAAUCAAGGCGUUGAAGUCCCGCAAUAUCAAAAAGAUGUAAAUAAAAUCCGUGAGUCAACGACAAAUUUUUCAAUAGAGUUAUUAUAUGCGGCAAAACAACAAGGGGAGCAGAACUUUGUCCUGUCGCCGGUCGCAGCGUGGACAAUGUUGGCCGUGACUGCCGAAGGCGCGUUGGGCUAUUCCCGCCAGGAGCUGCUCGUCGCCUUGCGGUUCCUCCCUAAACAGGCGAUUGAGGUGGUCAGGUUCUACCACCAAGAAAUCACGAGGCAGCUUAUCGUCGACAAAACUACUGCCGAAUAUAAGAAUUUCAGCGGAAUAUUCAUUCACAGGGGUGAUUGGUUUGGAAUAAAGGAUAGCUUCCGUCAAAUCGCGGAGGAAUACUAUAAUACAGAAGCAGUUGACUUAAACUUCGAAAACAAAGCAACAGCGGCCACCAUCAACCGAGCAGUGUCUUUGACUACCGAAGACAGAAUUCCCACAAUCAUUGAUGAAAGCCAUUUGAAUAAUACUGAACUCAUUAUCACCAGUGCUGUUUAUUUUCAAGGGAAAUGGACUGCACCAUUUAAUGAUUCUACAGUUAAAAGAGAUUUCUUUAACAGCGUUGGAGAAAAGAUAGGCGAAGUUAACAUGAUGUAUAGUAGAUACACAUACCCGUAUGCGAACAUUAGUGGACUUCAAGCAAGUGUGAUCGAGUUGCCUUAUGGUGUUGAUAACCAUAUGUCUAUGAUAUUAAUGCUGCCAAACCCUGGUAUCACUCUACAAAAUAUGAUCGUAAACCUUCAAAUACAUUUUAAUACAGUGUUUCAGGAACUAAGAGUCUCUAAAGAGCGUGCUGUUGAAAUAGAAUGUUACAUCCCACGAUUCAGAAUUGUUUCAAAUUUUGAAUUAAAUGAAAUUUUGAAACACAGCAUGGGAAUACACGAUCUUUUUAACCCCGAGAAAGGCUACUUGUUUGGCUUAACCAGCCGCUGGCCGAUUCGUGGUAUAAAAGUCAUACAUAAAUCAGAAAUCGAUGUUACUGCAGAAGUUAGUGCGCCAUUCUCGUCCGGGAGUAACACCUCAGAAUUUACAAAUGAUAAUACUGUUUUUACAUUUGAAGCCAACAGGCCUUUUAUUUAUUUUAUUGUGGAAAAACACUCGAACACUAUUGUACUGGAAGGAGUUUACCAACGUCCUGUUUUAUAUUGAGUUGUGAAUACAAAAAAAUAUCAAAAGAUCCAAAUGGUAUUUUAAGAUGUUUAAUGACUGGUAUUUUUAAGUAAUUGAGACCAGUUAAUAUUUUUUUUAGUUUUGUAAUAAUUUCUAUGCUCUACGAAUACAAAUUCAAGUUCUACAUUUUUUUG
Leguminivora glycinivorella is the source of this 1743-nucleotide messenger RNA. Its product is annotated as serine protease inhibitor 77Ba-like. Bases 314 to 1588 code for a protein of 424 amino acids. Lineage: Eukaryota; Metazoa; Arthropoda; Insecta; Lepidoptera; Tortricidae. The transcript has a single exon. Gene Ontology annotation, molecular function: serine-type endopeptidase inhibitor activity. The record is from RefSeq and is a predicted model, not a curated record.